CCCCAUCGCAGAAGCCGGGAGAAGCUGCUGGCAUCAUCAAGCUGGCCUCGAGCUAGGGUCUCGCGUGAGGUCUCGAGCCCGAGCCUGUGCCGGCGACACCGUUCCGAAAGGAGAGGAAGAAAAGAAAGAAAAUAUCGUCGGCUGUAUCGGCGAGGGAGGCGGACGGCAGCUGCACAGCAGCGAUGCUCGUCAGUGCUGAUGCUCGACGGUGAGGACCGGCUUGACGCUGUCGUCACUGCAGGGAAGCCCGUCACCGGUGAAGCACUUGGGAGGCCGCGCGGUUCGGAUCGUCUUGACAGAUAGGUCGUGAGAGCUCGACGACACACUCCAAGAUGAAGAUCGAGAACCUGCUAGUGCGGCAACUCAUCAACGAGUUCCUCGGAACGCUGGUGCUGAUUUUAAUCGGCGAUUCCGUCUUGGCCAUCAUCAUCGCUGGUGAGAACGAGCCAAUCGCCGCUGUCGUGGGACCCCUGGGCUGGGGCGUCGCAAUCUACGUGGCCGUCCAGAUCGCCGGAGGCGUCACAGCUCACCUGAACCCUGCCGUAACGCUGGCCCUGGCGUCGGUGCGCAAGUUCCCGAUCGCCAAAGUGCCACUUUACUUCGCGGCACAGUACCUGGGCGCCUUUGUCGGCGCGGCUCUCGUCUUCGUCACGUACAAAGAUUGCAUCGAGCAUUACGAUCAGGGGGUCCGCCAAGUGGUUGGAAAGAAGGCUACGGCUGCAAUAUUCGCAACUUACCCGCGAGAACACGUCUCCACUUUGACGUGCUUCAUCGAUCAGGUCAUCUCCACGGGCAUACUCAUGCUGACCGCGGAGGCGAUCACCGACCCCCGCAACUUCGGCGGGAUUCCCGUUUCCAUCCACCCAAUCUGCCUGGCCCUCAUGAUCAUGGCUCUCAUCUUCAGCUUCGCCUACAACUGCAUGUGCCCGCUCAACCCCGCCAGGGACAUCUCGCCACGGCUGUUCACACUCAUGGCCGGAUGGGGCCCCGAGACGUUCACUCUCCGCGGCUGGAACUACGUGUGGGUUCCCGUGGUCGGCCCUCACAUCGGCGCCAUCUUGGGUGCGUGGCUGUACAAGGUGGCUAUCGCGGACCACUGGCCCGACAUCAAGCCGAAGCCAACCACCUCAACUAACGGGGAGUCGACGACCGGGAGAUCGAGACCCGCGGACUGUUGGCCCAUGCGCAAGGUGUCCACUUCUAGGGUGGUGGGCAGCCUAGACGGCAAGGAGGCCAAGGAAGAGCUGGUGGAGACGCUGUACAAGGUCGACGGCGACAAGCUGGUGCUCGAGCUGGAACCGACCCAGCACCAGAAGCUGUGAAACCUCGUGCGUGCCUCCACUCUACAGUACCGCCGAAGUGGCGCCGAACGGCUAGCGUUACGCCUUUGUCGGUCCACGUGGGCCAAUAGGUGUCGCUUCGAUGGCGGUGUUCCUCCCUUCUAUAGGCACAACGCAAGCCGUUCGCCCCCCUUUGUACUCAUACGAGCUAUCCUUCCGAACGACCCCUGGCGGCCCUGUCACGAAGAGCUACUCCCGUGAACUGGCGGUGGCACGGGAAAGUGAAAAGACGCGCGAGGUGCGCGCGCGAGACAUGGCAGUAGGCGCCAGAAGGGUCGUCGGGACUGCUGGUCCCUCACAUGUCACACGGCCUUUUCAACGCGUAUAUUGAGUGUUGGGAGCCCUACGUGACACAAGACUACCGCGGACGCUUCCAAACGAAAGAGCUAGGGGCCGGGAGGUAGAAACGCUUUCGGAAUAAAAAGGGAAUAAAUCGGGUAAAGCGCUGCAGGCAGGUUGGCCGACGUUUCGACAGGUGUUUUUCAAAGGUGGCCUGGUCAUCUUUGGAGUUAGUUUUACGUGAUGAGCGUAGUGAGGUCACGUGGUGUCACCUGAUGUCAGUCAGUGGCGCAACACGGCAGCAACUUUUUUUUUCCAAGAAUCUUAUUUGCAGAUUGGCGCAGCCUCCAGUGACACAACGUGACGUAACUCCACUAGCAACAUAUAACACGCCAAGGAUAACAAGGCCGCGUUCGACGAAGAUGGAGUCCGCCUAUGGAAAUAUUGACCAGCUUGUUUGUGGCGCCUUCACCCUGGUUCAUCCUUCUUUAUAUAGGUACUAUGCAUGCGUACGUACUUGCUUAAAGACGGUGUGUUUUUCCAGUCUGACUGGGAAAAACACAGCGAAAAUAAAGUUCCGCCGGAGGACUGGAGCAAACCGGCAAUGUCUGCGGACAUGGCUUAUGAACUACAGCGCCCGACAAAUCACGCGUGAGCUUUAUAGGUGCGAAAUGCCGAUGCAUAUUUGUAUUUGUAUUAAGUCAGCUCAGGGCAUUUCGCUUCUCGGUGAGUACUGCGUUUCUUUGUGUUUUUUUUUUUUUACGACACGCGAGAUAGGAACAGUUUCCAUGCAAUUUGUUGCAGAGUGAGUGGACUGCCUAGAGAGUUGAACAGGAUAACUUGACUGAAGAGAGAUGAAGGUUCUGCAGGCGUAUGUUGAGAGCUUUGUGACUACUCCAACUUGGCAGUAGUCAAGUAGAGCUCGAACUCCGGACAAAGCAAUGCUACCAGUGAACAUAGAAAGCGUAUGCAGAACAACCGCGACUGCAUUUUGCGAACUGAAGAGAACACCGCGGAAGACUAAGUAAAAUUCAGCAAUAUUAUGGAUAAGCGAGGUCCUGCUCAAAAUUAAAAUUUGCUCCCUGACACAAUAUAUAGGAGUAAAAUUUUCUAAAAAAAUGAUGCCGAUGCCGCUCUGACCAGCAAUUCUAAUGGAAAAGCCGAUUUACAGCCCCAUUUGCCUAUGUACGCUGCAAUAUUAAUAAUAACUAAUAAACGUAAACCUGGUGGAAAUUCUGUAUAAAUUUGCGACAGCAAAUGGCAGAAGACGUGCAGGCCUAGGUACAGUUAUACCUCGGAUCUGUGCUUCCUAUAUAAUCGACAGUGUCAGGUUGGUUUCCACGCAUGAGCAGAGGAAAUGGUUGCCCAGAAUGCGAAUAAAUCGGAGCGGUCACUUCGUAAAGCGCAAUAAUAAUGCUCAUGGACUUGUAUCGUUUGAAGAUAUCUCAUUCUUGUAAAUUAAUAUUUGUGCGAGAGCAAUGAAAGUUUCGCGAAUAGAUAAUUUAGUUAUCAGGGAAAUAAGUGAAAUUAUCGUGCUCAAGUAAACUACAGUUUCUCAAUAACCUGCAAUAUAGUACCGUUAUUGAAGUCACAGAAAACAUGUUUUGUCGUAGUUGCCAACCCUAGGCAACAGUCUGUUGACAAAGUUCUAUCGACAGUGAGGCUAAUAGGCAGCGCAAUCCGAGCUAUACUGCAGAACAGUGAGGUGUCACUGAUAUACAUAAAUAACGUUUGUUGUCAAAGAAAGAAAAGUGUCAUGCGAGCGCUGGCUCUUUCAAGGUUAUGAUAAGCCUCGCUGUUAAGAGAAUAAGUGCCAAAUCAUUCCGCGAGAGUAGGUGAUAAUGAAUGUCGUCCAAAUGAAAGAGACUUGGACAGCGAGAUCAGGCUCUGUUUAAUGAGACCGGAAUCAGUGCAUCAAAAUGAAGCAUGAGACGCCAGACACAAUGUUAAAUGUGCUAUAUUUUUUUCUCAAUUGUAUCAUACGAAAUAUCAACUGCAUUUAUAUGUAUCAAUCGCAUUUGUAUCAAUACAAACUUUGAGCAUGCCCUACAUGAACGGCUGUCCUGUGCUUCAUUUGGACGACGCCGGUUGCACAAUGUGCGAACAGUGUUCACUUGGAAGGCUGAAGAGAGUGUAGACUGCAAGGGCGUUCCACCUGACGUUGUUUCUUGAAUUGUAACUGCGGGAAGUAAAUGAGGACAGCGCAAGAACACCAGCAUGCAAACAUCCUAGAGCCACUUUAGGAAAACUUUUUCGUACGCGAGACCGACGCAUCGUUCGACUGACGCCUUGACUCUCGUUUACUUGGCUGUCGAGGCAGACCUCGUGAGGCGAUCUUACGCACGAACAUCUUUGUGUGUGUGGCCCUUGACUUAAGUGCGUGUAUGAGUAUUAUGGAGCAUGUAUUGUGCGUGCGAUGAUGUUUGUGUCUUAGUGACGUCAUGACGAAGGCUUAUAGUGUCGUUAACCAUGAGCUUCGAGCUGGUUCACUCGUGUCUACCUACAUUGAGACAGCGCAAGGCGACGAGACCCGGCAGACUUUCCGUGCGUUCGCGUCUUUGUUGUUGACGAUUUAGCUUCGUCAUAAAGCGUUUCGUUCGUUUUGGUCGCAAGGGUCGUGGGUUUUGUCGAGCCUAUCGUUAUGUGCAGCGCCUGCUACUUUGAAUUUAUAGUAUGCUUAUCUUCUCUUUUCUGGACGACAAACCGAUGAAUGAGCCGUCGCUGGUGAUGCUCAUGUGCUAUUUUAUCAAAGUGUUGUUACUGGUGGUGGUUGUAGCGCCUAUUUUUGCUGACACCAAUUCUUUGUAAAUCCACGUAAUAAAAUUGUCUGCCAACGAAUAAGAGAGAACCUGUCAA
Dermacentor andersoni is the source of this 4475-nucleotide messenger RNA. NCBI's taxonomy places the organism in Eukaryota, Metazoa, Arthropoda, Arachnida, Ixodida, Ixodidae. The record is from RefSeq and is a predicted model, not a curated record.